UCUCAGGGCCAACGCGGAAGUGCCCUCUUGGGACGUCAUCGCAAUGGUCUCGUGACUCUGCUUGUCAGCUGUUGGCAUCCUGCACACUCUUGCCUAUGUUUGGUAGUCGUUGUUGCAAACUUUGAAAAUAAUUCCAGUUGAAUGAAGAUGCUGUCCCGUUUGCUGAAGGAGCACCAGGCGAAGCAAAACGAGCGGAAGGAACUGCAGGAACGACGUAGACGUGAAGCUAUUUCUGCAGCCACCUGCCUUACGGAAGCUCUGGUGGACCAUCUCAACGUCGGCGUGGCCCAGGCGUAUGUCAACCAGCGCAAGCUCGAUCAUGAGGUGAAAACACUCCAGGUGCAGGCCGGUCAGUUUUCCAAACAGACUGCACAGUGGAUCAGCAUGGUGGAAGGCUUCAAUCAGGCCCUGAAGGAAAUUGGCGAUGUGGAGAACUGGGCCCGCAGCAUCGAGAUGGACAUGAGGACCAUCGCCACAGCUCUGGAGUACGUACACAAGGGUCAUCUUCAGUCAGCUCCCUCAUAGGUGCUUCCACAGAGGUGUAGGGAUGCGACGAAGAACCAUAAAACAACAAAACAUGACAGAUGUGUCAUGCAAAAAAAAAAAAAAAGUCUUUUUUUUAUCAUAAAAUGUGAAGCCUGGCGGCUUACUUUGAGAUUUUUGUAGCAAUACAAAAUCUGUCAGCUCACAAGGAUGUUGUCUUAUUUAUAAAGUUGCACGACUGAAACGCCAGGUGAUUGAUUUCCAUCAGAGCGUAAAGAGGAAGAAUAUGUUUGUCCAUUUUUGUAAAACAGCUUCAUCUCUGGUAUGUCAGUAUCAAUGUGUAUUAACUGUGUACAAUACGUGUUGAGUUAGAUUUUUUUUUUAAA
Molecule: messenger RNA, 869 nt
Organism: Hippocampus comes (tiger tail seahorse)
Lineage: Eukaryota; Metazoa; Chordata; Actinopteri; Syngnathiformes; Syngnathidae
Gene: bloc1s1
Product: biogenesis of lysosomal organelles complex-1, subunit 1
Exons: 4
Coding region: 142-525 (127 amino acids)
Biological process (GO): endosomal transport
Cellular component (GO): BLOC-1 complex
Source: RefSeq, a predicted model, not a curated record